Messenger RNA from Pleurotus ostreatus (oyster mushroom), 363 nucleotides. RefSeq lists its product as uncharacterized. Gene Ontology annotation, molecular function: phenylpyruvate tautomerase activity. Lineage: Eukaryota; Fungi; Basidiomycota; Agaricomycetes; Agaricales; Pleurotaceae. The coding region runs from base 1 to 363 and encodes 120 amino acids. The record is from RefSeq and is a predicted model, not a curated record. The transcript is spliced from 5 exons.
AUGCCUACCCUCACUUUGCUAACUAACGUUAAGCUUGCCGAUCCCAAGGCAUUCGCGCUCGAAUUCUCCAAGCUCGGCGCAGAGACCUUAGGGAAGCCUGAGCUCUACAUCUCCGUCAGCUACACCUACAACGAAACCCUAACGUUCAACGGAUCCUUCGCGCCGGCGUUCAACUUGUCAAUUAAAUCGCUUGAUAAUAUCAACCACGAAGUAAAUGAGCAGUACAGUAAGGUGCUGUUCAAGUUCUUGGAGGAUAAGUUGGGCGUACCAGGAGAUAGGGGCUACAUUGAAUUCGUUGAUCCUGGACGGGUGAACAUGGGGUACAAGGGAACGACCUUUGGAACCAUUUUCGGGAAGAAGUGA